Ruditapes philippinarum (Manila clam) is the source of this 1765-nucleotide messenger RNA. Its product is annotated as ADP-ribose pyrophosphatase, mitochondrial-like. The transcript has 8 exons. The coding region runs from base 47 to 1102 and encodes 351 amino acids. Lineage: Eukaryota; Metazoa; Mollusca; Bivalvia; Venerida; Veneridae. The record is from RefSeq and is a predicted model, not a curated record. Gene Ontology annotation, molecular function: ADP-ribose diphosphatase activity.
CACUCCCCUGUACUUGACAGGUAAAUAACAGUAAACAUUCCAGUUAAUGGGCCAUCGUGUUGGAAAAAUAGUCUUCAAGGGUUGUGUAAGACAAUCAGCUGUAAGAUCGUCAAUAACGUCCAGUGCCAAAGUGAACACAAAAGGUCGUACAGCAAGUCAGCCACCAACAUAUCUCAGCCAACCACAACAGCAAAUUUCAUGUGCUAGAAACUUAAGUACAAAACAAUUCAUAAUGAGUUUACAUAUGAAAGCUAGAUGUAAAAUUUAUCCUCGAGAAAAAGAGGUUUUUCGAUGUCCAGUUCCUGAUGAUAAAGUGCCAUGGAGUGUUGAUUUUCUAGACUAUGAACCUGUAAACUUCACAAGUAAGAGUGUAUUAUCACAGCCUGUGUGGGCAGACCCUCCAGAUCCAAGUGAAAUUCAGGCUUUCAAUACAGUGGAUACAUCAUGCAAUGUGAAUAGAAAAACUUACGAGGGAAAGGGCUAUGAGGUGGUUGAUGGAUAUCCAAGAAAUCCUCGAGGUCGCACAGGCGUUACUGGGCGUGGAUGUCUUGGACGUUGGGGACCAAAUCAUGCUGCAGAUCCCAUUGUAACUAGAUGGAAGAGGGAUGAGAAUAAUGAAAUUGUGAUCGGAGGUGACGGGAAACCUGUCCUUCAGUUUGUGUCCGUACAGAGAAGGGACAAUGGUGAAUGGGCUUUACCAGGGGGAAUGGUUGAUCCCGGUGAGAACAGAACGGCGACCUUGAUACGUGAGUUUGGCGAAGAAGCUCUCAACUCGUUAGAAAAGACAGAUGAAGAAAAACAAAAAAUUAAGAGAAUGCUCACAGAUUUAUUUGUUAAUAAAGGAGAAGUGGUAUAUAUUAUUAAGGAUAUGUUGAAUGACCCUCGUAACACGGACAAUUCAUGGAUGGAGACGAAGGCCAUUAACUUCCAUGAUGAUGAUGGCACUGGGGUGGGAGCUUUCCAGUUACAUGCAGGUGAUGACGCCCAAGCAGUUCAGUGGAAGGACAUAGAUAGUGGUCUAGAACUUUACGCAAGCCAUAAAGAUUUCAUCAAAGAAACGGUCAAACGAAGAAAUGCCCACUGGGAUAGCAGUCCGGUUUAACAAAAAAUAUAAGCUAUACAUUUAUUGAAUUCCAUUUUUAGAUAUCAGACCAUGUGACCCCCACCUUACAGUUUAUUUUGGGCUGGUGGCAGUGCUCUAAGAGUUUUCCAUAUCGUUAUAUUGUUGUGAAACUUGUCAUAGUCUGCAAUAACAAAUCAAGUUCGCACAUAGAUAUUAAAAUUGUUAUCAUGAUUAUUAUUAUUUUAUAUAUAUUAUAGAACAUUUUUUAUGAAAAUAGAGUUUUAUUAUACAUAUAUAUUCAUGUUUAGAUUUCAAACCUACUCAAAAGCUUUUUGACUUCACAUGACUGUAAAAAAAUUCAAAAAUUUAUACAUUGUACUUCCAGAAUGAUAUUGAUUUAACAGUUGAAAUAAAGUGAUGUGGCAUUAUUGUUUUUUUAUACUAGAAUAGAAAUAUAAACAGGAUUAGGUGAAUGAAAGUUUCAAAUUUUGAACUAAAAACGCCAGCACUAAAAACUGGUUUUCAUCAGAAAAUUUGGUGAUUAUCGUUUGUAUGUAAAACAUAAUUAAUACAACAUUGUACUGUCCAUGAGUAAUGAUUAAUGUUAUUUUUUCUCUCUGAGUCUGAGUGACUGAUAAUCAAUUGAAGAAAUCACUAUAAAUGAUACACUUUAUCAUAUAUUUGUUUAUAUAUAUCAACAUU